CGGGGGUCACCAUGACACCCACCACCACAAUAACCAUGACAACCACCACGACACCAAUCACGACAAUCACCGCGACAACCACCACGACACCAAUCACGACAAUCACCGCGACAACCACCACGACACCAAUCACGACAAUCACCGCGACAACCACCACGACGGCGACCACGAUGACCACCACGGGCAUCACGGCAGCCACCACACGUCCUCGUCCUCGACGCACCACGGGCCGCCAUCGUAUCACGGCAGCGAUCACCACUACUCCCACGGCAGCCACAGGUCGGACCCCCACCACAGGAAGGGCCCGUACAGCAAACACAGCUCCUUCUCUCCAGAGCAGACGGGAAAGACGCUGCAGACGCUGAAGGAGCGACUGGAGAACCUGCAGGCGAGGAACUCGUCCAGCUCGUACUCCAGCUCACUCAGAGAACUGCUGCAGAGGAAGAUCACCGCCCUGGAGGAGCAGCUGCACGGUUACCACCGAGAUCACCAUGACUACGGCAACCACGACGACCACCAUGAUGACCAUCACGAUGACCACCAUGGCAGCGGCCACCAUGACGACCACCACGAUGACAACCACGAUGACCACCGUGGCAGCAACCACCAUGACGACCACCAUGAUGACCAUCAUGACGACCAUCACGAUGAUCACCAUGGUAAUGGUUACCGCAACAACCACCACAACAGCCAUCACAGCAACCACCACGGCAGCCCCCGCUACAACCACCACAGCAACAGCAAGCUGGAGACGGUGCUCGGCCAAAUACACCACGGCCAAAGCGACCACAAGAAGCUGAAGAGCCCCAGCGCCUUCAUGCUCGACUUCCCCAUGAGGACCAACUACAUGUACGCCAGGAUGAAGCGUUCCGUGGUCAACGAGAUCUUUGCCCUGACCAUCUGCCUGUGGCUGAAGGCAGGGGCGGGACCAGGCCUCGGCACGCCAUUCUCCUACGCUGUACCCGGACAAGCCAACGAGCUGGUGCUCAUCGAGUGGGGCAGCAACCCGAUGGAGCUGCUCAUCAAUGACAAGGCGGUGACUCUGCCCAUAACCAUGACGGAUGGGAAGUGGCAUCACGUGUGCGUGACGUGGUCGACCCGUGACGGAGCCUGGGAGGCCUACCAGGACGGGGUGAAGAAAGGCUCGGGGCAGAACCUGUCAGCCUGGCACUCCAUCAAACCAGGAGGGGUCUUCAUCGUGGGGCAGGAGCAGGACACGGUGGGAGGACGCUUCGACGUCACUCAGUCCUUCAUGGGCGAACUCUCAGAUCUGCAGUUCUGGUCCAGAGUCCUGACGUCCAACGAGAUCCAUACCCAGGCGACCUGCGGAGGCCACCUCAUCGGGGACGUCAUGUCCUGGUCCGAGGAGUCCGUGGAGCUCCAUGGUGGACUCACCGAGUUCCCGUUUGAACCCUGCCACUAA
Paralichthys olivaceus (Japanese flounder) is the source of this 1423-nucleotide messenger RNA. The record is from RefSeq and is a predicted model, not a curated record. NCBI's taxonomy places the organism in Eukaryota, Metazoa, Chordata, Actinopteri, Pleuronectiformes, Paralichthyidae.